AUGUCGACAUCGUUUUUAAACUUAACUGGAGAUGAACAGCAGAAAACACUUGGACAGUUAAUCUGCUCAGCCGCAGUAACAAACGGAACAGUACCCGCUCAGGUAGUCUAUCUCGCAGUUAUUAAUAUAUUUCUGUCCAUUACUGCAAUUCUUGAAAAUACUCUGAUACUCCUUGCCUUACACAAGGAGUCUUCGCUGCAUCCGCCGUCCAAGCUCCUUCUCCGAAGCUUAGCGAUCACCGAUCUGUGUGUAGGGCUUAUUGCCCAACCUGUGUAUGCCAGCUAUCAGAUAAGUCUCGCACAGGGACACUGGUCUGUUUGUCGCUUCAAAUUCGACAUAAGCUUUUUAGCAGGUUAUAUACUAUGUUCAAUGUCUUUAUGGACAAUAUCUGCAAUAAGCGUUGACAGACUUCUCGCCUUGUCUUUGGGUAUCAGAUAUCGACAAGUUGUAACUUUGAAACGAGCCAAUAUUCUUGUCUUCUCCUUUUGGGUCGUAUCCCUUGGCGCCGCAGGGAUCUACUUUUGGAAUUACCUGCUAACAACAUCCUAUUGUUACAUACUGAUAUCAGUUUGUAUGGGGACAUCUGUGGUCUCCUAUACCAAGAUUUUCUUGGUUCUCCGUCGGCAGCAAACUCAUGUAGAGAACCAGAGUAAAGAGAAACAAACGAUAAGUCCUCUGAACAUGGCUCGAUAUAAAAAGGCAGUAACCAGUGCAUUGUGGCUGCAGGCUGCGCUAGUCAUUUGUUACAUGCCUCAUGGUGUCGUGGAAGCGUUGCUGACUUUUUUUGGAACAACUUCCUACUUUGUGUUAGCAAGGAACUUUACAGCGUCGCUAGUUUUCACGAAUUCAUCAUUAAACCCGAUUCUUUAUUGCUGGAAAAUUAAAGAAGUGAGACAAUCUGUGAAGGGGACAGUUCAACAGCUUUAUUCUUUGCUGAGAAGUCCGUUCAGUUCUCGUGUGGAAUCUACGAAUUCCGAUUAA
Molecule: messenger RNA, 981 nt
Organism: Pocillopora damicornis (cauliflower coral)
Lineage: Eukaryota; Metazoa; Cnidaria; Anthozoa; Scleractinia; Pocilloporidae
Product: adenosine receptor A2a-like
Biological process (GO): G protein-coupled receptor signaling pathway
Cellular component (GO): membrane
Molecular function (GO): G protein-coupled receptor activity
Source: RefSeq, a predicted model, not a curated record